Ceratina calcarata is the source of this 4386-nucleotide messenger RNA. It is a transcript of the gene Naxd, whose product is annotated as NAD(P)HX dehydratase. The transcript has 3 exons. The record is from RefSeq and is a predicted model, not a curated record. Gene Ontology annotation, biological process: metabolite repair. Gene Ontology annotation, molecular function: ATP-dependent NAD(P)H-hydrate dehydratase activity. Bases 3280 to 4224 code for a protein of 314 amino acids. NCBI's taxonomy places the organism in Eukaryota, Metazoa, Arthropoda, Insecta, Hymenoptera, Apidae.
UUAUUAUUAUUAUAUAUUAUUAUUAUUAUUAUUAUUAUUAUUAUUAUUAUUAUUAUUAUUAUUAUUAUUAUUAUUAUGAUCAUCUAGCGUACAGGACUCGUGCGAAGUUUCCCAAACAAACAAUAUAUUUUAACGUAAUGUGAGAAUUAUGCGAUGAUACAAGAUGAAAAAAUAGUGCAAUGACACCUCAUCUAUUGGGGUAUGCGUUGUAUUAGUUCAAAGAGAGAGAGAGAGUGACGUUCACGACGGACAUAACAAGAAUAAUGAUCGAUGGAUCUUGUCUACCUUACAUCUUACUAUUCAGGUGAUUAAUAACUUUGCUACGAAUUAAUAUAUGAAAUAAAAUUUGUGCAUAAAUGUGAGUGUAAAAAUCGAAAAUAAUAGCUACGAUAAGGAAGUAUUAUAGAUUUUACUUAUAACACCGCGACACAUACCCAACAAAGCCCAGUUGUGGGCGUUAAGAACGGAGAAUGUUCUUAAAACGUUUAAUUACAUUCGAAAACGACAACAAAUUGCAAGCCGAGAAAUUUGUCUAGUCUUUCAUUUUCGAUCUUCGACUAAUUCGUAAGUUAAAUGAUGUAGUUGUUAAAAGUGAGCAAAACGGAAGCAACAGUUUAUUAACUCGAGGUAUAAUUUCUACGCGUCGUUUAUCACGCAUGUAAAUAUAUUUUUUAUUCUUAAUCACGCUGAGUUUUGGGAGCAUUCUUUCAUCUGUCUCUGAUCAGACGUUGUUAAAUAAGAAUGUUGCGGUCAAUUGCGGAGGGACAUUCGGAUGCGUGUGUAAACUCGGUUCCACGAGAGAACGUACUCGCCUUUUCCGCUGAGCGGAUGAACGAUGCCAAGCGAGGGCUCAUCAGAUGAUGUACGCUUACUAAAACUAUUGGAACUUUCAUGGCCUUGCAUGGGGUAGGUAUAUGGGCAUGCUCGAAGUCGACGAGCCCCAAUGAUUUACUAUAGUAAGCAUCAGCUGAUUAAAGCUUGGAAAUCGGUUGGAAGGUGAGUACGUUCUCUCGUGGAGGUGAGGAUAGGAAAUAAGCCAAUAAUAUGAGUCAGCAGAAAGUUAUAGAUAAGUAUGUAAGCAUCUGAACUUCUAUCACAUAGAUUAAGGUGAAUCAAGCGUCUCGUCUUGAAAACAGUAACGGGGGGAGCAUUAGAGCGUAAUCUUUAUAAGAUAGGGAUGUAACGUAAUGGUUUACGGCACCACAAGGAGGAUCUAUCUACAAAAGUUGUUCCGAUAGCUUUACCGUGCGGUGUAACUACAGCGAUAACGGAGUUUAGAAAAAUUUAAGUGAAUUAUUUAUUAAAUGAGAGCGUUGCUAGUUUCGUCAUCGUUUGCGCAUUGAAAGUAUAAACUAUAAAUGAUUUCAUAUUGAAAUAUGAAAGAGCAACCAUUAGACGUACGUCGUAUAUAUGUAUAAAAGUUGGGAAUCACUCUAAGCCAUUGCAAAAAGGGAACGACAAACGAAUCUAAGCGGUACCAUUGAAUGAACCGAAUAAACAUUUAUUAAUUAUAAGAUUUGUCUCUAAAAUAAUAUCUACGACAUAUAUAAUAUAUGUGUAAGUGUUUGAUCAUUUCUCUUCUUCAGACCGUUCGAUCGUUUAGAUUUUAGUGGAUUAGUUCACGCGGCAAAAUAUUGUUUUAUCUCAUUCCAUUUAUUAUACAUAUAGAUAUUUGUAUUUACAAUAUAUUAUAGAUACACAUAGAUGUAUAUGCACAAUAAUAAGCGACUAAACCAAAAGGGAAUUUAACAAUCCAUAUAUCUUCUAUGUAUGUCAAUAAUAAGCGAGUCAAACAUGUUUAACAUUAAAAAUGUGUAUGUAUAAUAUAAAUUAAUGAGCUGCAUCUUGCGUUAUUCUUUUCUUUUUUAUCAUUAUUAUUAUUAUUAUUAUUAUUAUUAUUAUUAUUAUUACUAUUAUUAUUAUGAUCAAUUAUUAACAAUUGCUGUAAAGGUUGAACCGUAGAGACCAGCUAUCUCGAGAUAUCAUGCCGUGAUAAGGAAUACAUACAGACGCGACUAAGCGUAAGGUGAAAAUGCUAAAAGUUCAUAAUAAAGUUUUGUCGAAUUCUAUAGAGUAAGUGGACAAUGUUUCUGACCAUUCAAUGCUGUUGUAUUUUAGUAACAAUAUAAAUGUGUCUAACUGAAUUUCUAUACAAAAUCUAAUACUCAUGAAGUAGUUCGUAAGACGUUUAAUUGUUGCCCAAGGCUCUGUGUGACCCGUACAGAGCGCCGCGAAUGUAGGGUAUAAACAUAACGUUCGUGCUAUGAUUCGAAAAUCCAGCACCACGCGGCAUCCACGGGGGCAUCUAUUUCUCGCUUUAGAAUAUAGCUCGCGAUUGUAUAUUUACUAAUUGAACACCGCGUUAACAAUACGACAGUAAAAAUACUAAACAAUGCGGCAAUAACGGUAACACUUUCAAAAAUUAGAAAUAUGGAUAUUAUAUUACAGAGUAGUGCCUGCCUAUUAUUGCGCACAUUUAGAUAAUUAAAUGUGCUUAUUUUCGUUCGAAUAGAUGUUCGAUUCUAUUCAAGGGAUACUCACUGAUCCUGGUCGUACCGGGUUCAAAUCCCGAUAAAUACUUAAAAGAUGUGACGUAAUGCUCUUCGAGAAAUGUAGGUCUGUGAUCCGUAGACAGCCGACCUUUUCAUCGUUUCUUAUUCCACUCGAUCGGCGCGUUAGAAAUUUCCAGCUUUAAUAUCCCUAGAGGCGUUAGAAAAUUCCUGCAGCGAACGAAGCCCGUCGAUAAAACGUGAGAUGCUUCUGUUUAGGUCUGUAUGCGUGUGUGCGUUUGUUUACGCUUGAAAUUUUCAAUUGAAAAAUGUAACACUCAAAACUUUGGCUUUAAUUACGUAACGAGUAAUGACAAACGGAAGCGAACAAUUGUUUUUCAACAUUCUGGACUCUGGACCGUAAAUCUCCGAACUCGUGUUAUUUUCGCUUGGAAAAAUUCGUAGUAUUUGUGUAACGAAACUAAAAUUUACAUGUAUCCACAUUGUAAGCAAGGUGUUCAAAUACAAUACAUAUAUAAUUGAUCCGUUUUAUAAGUGUACAAUGACAUGACUCCACCAGUGUAACACAGAGGUUACAGAUUAUCAUCAACUGUAUUUAUUUAUUUAUUUAUUUAUUCGUCGGACACGGUCGUGUUUCUUAUCGACGUUCUCCACGGAUCAAAGAAAUCGUAUAUAAAUUGAAGAAAACUACAAGUUGUAUUUUCCGAGUCGUCAAUUAAAUAUUAAAUACAAUUGCAGGAACUUGAUAAAAUCCUUGCUGGUAGCCAAAAUGUCAACGACGGUGUCAGUAGAUGAACGAAUGCUAAAAGGGAUUCGUCGAAUAAUUCCGAAUCUGAAUAAUACUAAGUACAAAGGCCAGGAUGGUCGGAUAGGAAUAUUCGGAGGCAGUUCAGAAUACACUGGUGCACCUUAUUACACAGCGAUGAGCGCACUGCGCACUGGUUGUGAUUUGGUACAUAUUUUUUGUGUAAAAGAGGCGAGCAUUCCAUUGAAAUCUUAUAGUCCAGAGCCGAUAGUCCACCCAGUCCUGGAUCAGUACGAUGCGAUAAAGCAAAUCAGACCCUGGCUGGACCGGUUACACGUGAUCAUAAUCGGUCCUGGCCUAGGGCGAGACGACAAAAUAUUUAAAACGAUAGUCGAACUGAUAACAAUCUGUCGCGAGAUGAAGAAACCACUGGUGAUCGAUGCGGACGGGUUGUUCUUAAUUAGUCAGAAACCUGACGUGAUCAAGGAAUAUCCAGGGGUAAUUUUGACUCCGAACGCGAUGGAGUUUAGUAGAUUAGUGAAAGGAGUUUUGGAUAAGAAUAUUCAACCGUCUCCCGUGGUUAAGAACAACGACGUUAAGCAUUUAGCUGAAGCUCUGGGGAAGAAUGUCAUCAUUCUACACAAAGGAGCUAAGGAUGUGAUCGCGGAUGGUCACAAAGGAACGGAAGCGGUGUCCUGCGGGUUGGCAGGGUCUGGGAGAAGGUGCGGAGGCCAAGGAGAUUUAUUAUCAGGGUCUAUAGCAGUUUUUUGGUGGUGGGCAAUUUGCGCAGGGAGCAGCGAGAGCUCCUUGAGCGCACCCGUCGCCGCUAGCUAUGCCGCUUCGAGGUUGAUCAGAGAGUGUAACGCUUCCAGUUACAAAAUUAAGCAGAGAGGGAUGUUGACGACGGACAUCCUGGAACAGAUCCAGCCGAUUUUCGCCAAAACAUUUGAGACUCAUUGCAACAAGUGAGCCAAUCAGUCGAGUCAUCUCAUUUUUCUGUGAAGUGUACGCGAACACGCUUACUCUUUUAAUAUGUUAAAGAAUUGCUAUAUUUUUUAUGUAUUGUUUAAACGAUGUAUCACAAUUUGAUAUUAUAAUUUUGAUAUUAAAACAAGGAAAGUAUUUUCUGUA